UGUUUAUUUGUUUAUGAAUCAAUAGUUAUUUUGAAGUGAAUUUUUCAUUCUGAAAUAUUUGUAUUAAAAAUUUUUUCGUGCUUAAAAGAUAUUUGCUGUUUUAUUUUUAAAUUGGUAGUUUUCUAAAUAAAUAUGUAUUAAAAAUGGAUUUCUCUUUGGACGCAAGCACAGAUGAAGAUUUUUUCGGGUCGCUGAAACGACAAAACACGAAUUUGGAGAACCUUUUUGGGCUCGAAGCGCAGCACAAUGCGGGUAAAGAAGAGCAAGACUCGCUCAAGUACCAACCUGUUAAGCAAACUUCAGUUAAUUUAAAUGAGAAAAAAGUUAUUUCAAGUCCUAGCACAAUGGUGCAAGCUUGGCAAACUAUUUUAGCAAAGGUAGCGCACGCUUAUAAAGAAGGCGUUGCUGUUGGCAAAGUAGGUGUGGCAUUAUUGAAAAGUAUUGAAAACGAAUACAGAAUUAUCAUCUAUAAGGCCAAAUUGAAUGUACUUACCACAUGCUCAUUACGAAAUGAAACGGUACAAAUUCACCGCCACAAUAACUAUUUACAAUUUUACGACGAUGAUUUAUGCUGCUGGAGUGUUUAUUUUGACGCCAGUGCUAAUACCGAAGAAUUUGUAGCUAAAUUGAUUGAACUUAAUAUAAAAAUAGGAGAAGAAGUUAAUAAAGAAGGCAAGGAGUUUAUUCCAGAAACUGAUACAGAACUAACAAACAAAGAAGAUGUACUCACAAAUAACCAAAUAUUUUUAAAGAGCGUAGAAAAGCCGCCUAUUGCCCCUGCGAAGCCUACAAAGACAACGCUAAUAACACGCAUGGCCAAAAUGGGUCAGCAAUUGCCGAAAAUGGAACUUCCUUCACAUGUUCAAAGCAGUGCCGAAGUCACCGACUCGUCAGACACGGAGACUAUAAGCACACCAAUAACAACACCACGUCACUUACAGAAUUCAACACCACGCAGCAGUAACAGAGCGCUGUCUACGACGCAAGCAAUACCAAUUAACCAAAUAAAUCCUUAUGCUAUUUCCAAUAUAAAUUCCAGUUUUGAUUCGCAGUUCAUGCAAAUGAUGCUCUCGGAAAAUCGUACGCAAGGCUCAGAGCUGCGUAUGAAUAUCAGCAGGUUGGAGGGUAAAGUUGAGAAGGUACUUGACAAAAUCGAUUUAUUGCAUACUAGUUCCAGUCACAAACUAAAUAAAGAAGAUGAAAUAUUGACAUUGGAGGAAAAAGUGUUGGAACUUAAGAAGGAGAACAGAAAAUUACGACAAACAAUUGAAGAGAAGAACGAAAAUUUGCCGGAAGCAACUUGUCAACAAAUUUUGCGUAUGUACAGUGCCGAAUUGGAGCAAGUAAACCUGGCCAAUUUCGACAGUCUAGAAAGACUUGUAGGUGAUCUGCUUAAACAACGGGCUGCGUUGCACGAGAAAUUAGAAAAGUGGGAAAAAGAACUAACGGAGAAAAAUUUACAGUUGAAAACGCAUCAAAUACGUCUAAAUGAUGAUCAAGAUAUGUUAGCAAAUACCAUUGCAAAUAAACACCAGCUCGAGGAGGAGCUCAAAACCACGCAACAACGGCUCGUCGAGUGUGAAAGUAGCGAAAGCGAUUUGCGGCAACAGCUGAUCAAAAGCAAGAAUGAAAUCCUUGCACAACAACAGUUGGUCGAGGAGUGUAAACAAAGGGAAACAGAGGCCAACAACACGCUGCUUGAACUGCAAACGCAAAAUGCAGAUUUGCAGAAAAAAUUAGAGGAAAAAGAAAAAAUGCAGUUGGAGAGUCAGCGCAGCAAUUCGAAUAUCGCUUUACGAUGUGAAAAUGAGCUAAGCGUUGAACAGCAAAUCGAGACAGUAUUAAAAAAGACAAUGAACAAUUUAUAUGCGAGCUUAGCUGCAAAACUAGAGACAAUUGUUCCAAUGCAAAAGCAUGCGGUAAUAGCGGUAGUUGGCAAAACUAUACGCGAGGAAACGCUCAGAGCAAUGGACGAGUUGGAAGAAUAGCUUUGGAUAUCUUGAAUUGUGUGCGUGUCACUAUGACAAUGUGUUGAUAGCAUAUAAUCAGAUGAUUUGUAAAUUAACUUUAAAUAUGUAUUAAUAAAGUAUAAACAUUUAUUAUACGAA
This is a messenger RNA of Bactrocera neohumeralis, 2108 nucleotides long. RefSeq names its product myosin-J heavy chain. The record is from RefSeq and is a predicted model, not a curated record. Bases 144 to 1988 code for a protein of 614 amino acids. The transcript is spliced from 2 exons. Lineage: Eukaryota; Metazoa; Arthropoda; Insecta; Diptera; Tephritidae.